AUGGCGACGCGCGAGGAGUGGAGCAUGUCCGACUUCGAGAUCGGCAAGUACAUUGGCGAGGGCAAGUUCGGCAAGGUGUACCUCGCCCGCGAGAAGCAGAGCGGGUACGUGGUGGCGCUGAAGGUGAUAUUCAAGGUGAAGCUGGAGAAGUACCGCUUCCACGCGCACCUGCGGAGGGAGAUCGAGAUCCAGCGCGACCUCGACCACCCCAACGUGCUCCGCCUCUUCGCCUGGUUCCACGACGAAGAGAAAGUCGUCCUCGUCCUCGAGUACGCGGCCCGUGGCGAGCUCUACAAGGUCCUUCGCGCCGCUGGCCGCUUCGACGAGCGCACGGCCGCCACAGUAAGAACCCCCCUCCCCGUUUCCCUUUUGGUUCACUGUUAUUUCCCGGUUGUGUCUACGGUUGGACUGCCGUUCCUCCUACUAUUGUUGACCUAA
Messenger RNA from Miscanthus lutarioriparius, 438 nucleotides. The record is from the annotation of a GenBank genome assembly. NCBI's taxonomy places the organism in Eukaryota, Viridiplantae, Streptophyta, Magnoliopsida, Poales, Poaceae.